Fusarium tjaetaba is the source of this 2220-nucleotide messenger RNA. RefSeq names its product SDA1 domain protein. Lineage: Eukaryota; Fungi; Ascomycota; Sordariomycetes; Hypocreales; Nectriaceae. The coding region runs from base 1 to 2220 and encodes 739 amino acids. The transcript is spliced from 3 exons. Gene Ontology annotation, cellular component: nucleolus. The record is from RefSeq and is a predicted model, not a curated record. Gene Ontology annotation, biological process: ribosomal large subunit biogenesis; ribosomal large subunit export from nucleus.
AUGGUCAAACGAAAGGUCGCUGCGCUCGAGAAGCUCGAUGCUGACUUCGCGAGUCUGCAACAAAAAAUCCGUCGCGAUCCCAAAUCGUACAAGGAAGAGUUCCUGAAGCAAUGGGAACAAUAUGAGGCUCAGCGCGAGAUCUUUCUCGUCUCACCUGGCACUGCGACCGCCGAUUCUGUCGAGUCUUUCCACAACAUUAUCGAUCUAAUCGCUCACGUCGCCGAUUGCUACAAGGAAGAGACAGCCACUUUCCCCGACGAUCUGAAGUCUAUUCUUACACAGCACCAUGUCAUUCUGCACCCCGAACUGCGGGAGAAGAUCGUGGGAAGUCUGGUCUUGCUGCGACGAAAGGAAGUUAUCGACUCGACCAGCGUCCUCACCACGCUUUUUCCCAUCCUCGUAUCGUCGCCUAGCAAAACUCUCCGUGAAACUCUGUUCCAGAAGAUUUUGAGCGAUCUGCGAAACUCAAACACGAAAUCUAUUAACCACCCUCUCAACCGAACCGUCCAGACCGUUCUUUACAACCUCGUUACCGCCGAUCGAUCUUCUCCCCGAGCUAUCUGGGCCAUCAAGCUCACCCGUGAGAUGUGGAAGCGACAGUUUUGGACCGAUGCGAAGCCCGUUGAUGUCAUGAAGGAGGCUUGUCUGUCCGAUAACGAGAAGGUUGUUGUCGGUGCUGUUCGCUUCUUCUUGGGUGGAGACAAGGAGCGUGAGGAGCUUGAGGACGAGAGCAGUGAUGAGGAGGUUGAUCUGAGCCAGGUCAAGCAUCAGAUGGGUAUCAACAAGAAGACUAAGAAGUCGAAGAAGCAGUACGAUAAGGCUGUCGAUAAGGUCAAGCGCGCUGAGCGCAAGAAGACAAAGCCUCAUCCUCUCAACUUCUCCGCUCUUCACCUCCUCCACGAUCCCCAGAACUUUGCUGAAGAGCUCUUUUCAAAACAUCUACAAAACACCAAGGCGAAACUAUCUCUCGACACGAAGAUUCUAGUGACGCAACUAGUUACCCGACUUGUUGGUCUGCACAAGCUGACUAUUGUGGCGCUCUACUCCUGGUUCAUCAAGUUCCUUACUCCUCGACAACAGUCUGUUACUUCUUUCCUGGCUUCAUUGGCGCAGGCAGUCCAUAACUUGGUGCCUCCCGAUGUGCUGGAGCCCCUGAUUCAGAAGAUCGCAAACGAGUUCGUUUCAGAAGCUUCGGCCGCUGAGGUUGCAGCUGCUGGUCUGAACUCUAUUCGCGAGAUUUGCGCUCGUCAACCCCUGGCUAUGACUGAUACUCUGCUACAAGAUUUGGUCCAGUACCGCAAGAGCAAGGACAAGGGUGUUAUGAUGGCUGCCAAGGGUCUUUUGUCACUGUACAGAGAGGUCGGUGCCGAGCUUCUGAAGAAGCGAGACCGUGGCAAGAAUGCCACUAUCAACCUAAAGGCUGGUUUCCAGGCCCAGCGCAAGUUUGGUGAGGAGGAUGUUGGUGGUAUUGAAGGUCUGGAACUUCUGGAGAAGUGGAAGGAGGAGGAAAAGAAAAAGAAGCGACUUGCCAGAGGCCUUCCCGAGGAUGCUGCUACUGAUGAGGAGGAUGAAGGAAACAAGUCUGACGAGUGGGAGGUUGCUUCUGAUGACAGCAGCGAGUCUGGUGAUUGGAUUAAUGUCUACCAUUCUUCUGAUGAGGAGGAUGACGAAGAUGAACCCGCGUCAAAGAAGCAAAAGACAGACGAAGAGCCUGUUAUGGAUGAAAGGACCAAGAAGGCUCUAGAGGAGAAGGAGGCCGAAAUCGACCGCAUCUCCAAGCUCGCCACUACAACCAUCCUCACACCCGCCGAUCUCGCCAAACUCCAAGAACUCCGUAUGUCCGCCUCCAUCGACAAAGCAAUGGGCAACCGCCGCAAGCGCCAGCAAGAAGACCGCCACCGGGACGACGGCCUGACCGCCGAGCAGAUCGAGGCGCCCGCGCGUCUGCGCAAGCUGACCAAGGAAGAGCGUGUCGCGCUCGCCAAGGAGGGCAAGCCAGAUCGCGAGGAGCACAAGAGCACGCGGGCCAUCAGCAAGUCCAAGAUGCAGGCCCAGGGCAAGAGCACGAGUAAUAGGGAGAAGCAGCGCAACAAGAAUAUCUUUAUGACGAUGGGUAAGGCGAAGAGCAAGCAUAAGAGGAGUUUGGUGGAGACGAGGAAGGUUCUUAAGAGACAUGUUGAUAGGAGUACUAGAGGUGGACGAAGAGCGAACGGUACAUAG